Molecule: messenger RNA, 1557 nt
Organism: Eucalyptus grandis
Lineage: Eukaryota; Viridiplantae; Streptophyta; Magnoliopsida; Myrtales; Myrtaceae
Product: stearoyl-[acyl-carrier-protein] 9-desaturase, chloroplastic
Exons: 3
Coding region: 71-1267 (398 amino acids)
Biological process (GO): defense response; fatty acid biosynthetic process
Cellular component (GO): chloroplast stroma
Molecular function (GO): stearoyl-CoA 9-desaturase activity; stearoyl-[ACP] desaturase activity
Source: RefSeq, a predicted model, not a curated record
UCAUCCUCAAAGAGAAAAAGAAGCAAUCAAGAAGCAACUCAUCUCGUUUGGCAUAUCAAUAAAAGAGCAAAUGACUGUCCAACUCAGUACAUGUCUCACGUUUCAACCCAUGAAGUCACCUUCCUUUAAUUUGUCUUCGAUCGCCAAUCCCAGCCAAAGAUCUCCCAAGUCCAUGUCCUCCAAUCUUGGCUCUGGCUCCACCUCCAAGGAGAACGUCAAGAACCCUUCUGUUCAUCGCAGGGAGGCACGUGUUCAGGUAACCCACUCCAUGCCACCCGAAAAGAUCGAAAUAUUCAAAUCCAUGGAGGAUUGGGCCGAGAAGAAUGUAUUGGUUCACUUGAAACCUGUCGAGAAUUGUUGGCAACCACAAGACUUUCUGCCGGAUGCAGCAUCAGAUGGAUUUGAAGAACAAGUUAGGGAACUUAGGGAGAGGGCUAGGGAAAUCCCUGAUGACUACUUUGUUGCUUUGGUUGGAAGCAUGAUAACAGAAGAAGCCCUUCCUACUUAUCAGACAAUGCUUAAUACUUUGGAUGGAGUUAGAGACGAGACAGGUUCGAGCCUAACACCUUGGGCCAUUUGGACAAGAGCAUGGACUGCGGAGGAGAAUAGACAUGGUGACCUCCUGAACAAGUACUUGUACCUGUCUGGACGAGUGGACAUGAAACGAAUUGAGAAAACGAUUCAGUAUCUGAUCAGGGCAGGGAUGGAUCCUUGUACGGAAAACAGUCCCUACCUCUGCUUCAUAUACACAUCAUUUCAAGAAAGAGCAACGUCUAUUUCUCAUGGAAACACUGGCAGGCUUGCUAAGGCACAUGGGGAAAUGAAAUUGGCUCAAAUUUGUGGUACGAUUGCAUCAGAUGAGAAGCGUCAUGAAACAGCCUAUACAAAAAUCAUGGAAAAGCUCUUCGAGAUCGAUCCAGAUGGCACUGUCUUGGCACUUGCUGACAUGAUGAGAAAGAGAAUCACUAUGCCAGCUCAUUUGAUGUAUGAUGGUUGUGAUGACAACAUUUUCUCCCAUUACUCGGCUGUUGUACAGAGGCUCGGUGUUUAUUCGGCAAAAGACUAUGUAGAUGUCCUGGAGUUUAUGGUGGGAAGGUGGAAGGUGGAGUGUCUGACUGGACUUUCAGCAGAGGGAAGAAGAGCCCAGGAUUACGUGUGCGGUUUAGUACGAAAAAUUAGAAGGCUGGAGGAGAGAGCUUCGGAAAGGGCCGAGGAAGCACUCACUAUUCCCUUUAGCUGGAUUUCUGAUAGACCAGUGAAGCUUUAGGGUAUAAAUUUACCAUAUGGCGGUUGAAAUUAGUCUUUUACAAGCUUGUAGUCACAAGAUAUUUAGAUGACAAUAAGAAAAUCCCAAGUCGUGUAGGGAUAUUGCAGUGACAUGAUCUGUUCAACCUAUAGACUCUGUAUCUCUGCGUGCUAGACAAAUAUUACUACUGGACUGAUUUGUGCUAGUUAAAAUGGUGCAUGCAUCAUUGCAGUUGCUUAUGUUGAAGAUUUCCAACUCGUUGAGCCCAAAUGUUCUAUGUUGGUUGUACUGGGAGAAAUGCCUGAGAGAUA